Drosophila biarmipes is the source of this 12383-nucleotide messenger RNA. RefSeq names its product titin (gene Sdb). Gene Ontology annotation, biological process: microtubule anchoring. Gene Ontology annotation, cellular component: axonemal microtubule; ciliary basal body; sperm flagellum. Bases 582 to 12218 code for a protein of 3878 amino acids. The transcript is spliced from 5 exons. The record is from RefSeq and is a predicted model, not a curated record. NCBI's taxonomy places the organism in Eukaryota, Metazoa, Arthropoda, Insecta, Diptera, Drosophilidae. Gene Ontology annotation, molecular function: microtubule binding.
CGGUUGGUGAUCUUACAAGUGCUCCGAACACGAACAGUGCCCGCGGUCUCUCGGUUUUGGCGUUUAUUUUUUGGCUCUGCAUCUGUAUCUGUAUCUCGAUCGGCUCCAAACCGCCUGCAUCCGUGAACCUCUCUCUUCCCACCUUUCGGGCGUAAGCGAGUGAGUGUGCGAGUUGUGAGCAAGAGUGCUAAGCUUUUUGCUCACACGUCUAACGGUUGCCAAAGUGUGCGUGUGCUGGGGCCUUAACUUGAACUAUGGUCCGCCUGUUCGUGUGCGUCUAAUAAAUAUAUUUAUUUAAAAAUAAGUAUUUCGACAUUCCGUCGUGGAAACUAUGUGACACACCAGUCCAGAGAUCCCAACAACCACGUCCCAUUCACAUACGCGACACAUUAUUAAAAAGCCAUUCGAGUGCCGAAACCAACGAAGCGAGCAAUAAUUGUGAUUAAUAACAACGAAACAAACGAAUACCGACCGUAAAUUAGCCACAUAAGGCCAGUCAAAUAGCUAUAGUCCAGCCAGGUGCAUUAUUCACGGCUCCCAAACAGUGAUUACCUCAUCUUUGCCAGCGCUCCGCCAGCAAAAUGGUAUCAAAAAGCAGUAAAAAGAAACAAGUGUCUCAGCAGCAGACGACGACUUCGCAGUCGCAAACGUCUCAGUCUCAGACGCCGCCGCCAGCAACAUCGACCACAACAUCAACGUCGUCGGCCGAGGCCACGAAGCUUACCAAAAAACUGGGUCCCGAUGCGUUCGCCACUCUGAGCAUCAGCAAGAGCUCCAGUUCCAUGCAGCACGAAUCGGUGACGUACGAUGAGCCCGUGGCCAGCACUUCGGGUGCUUCGCUGCCGGCGGCAGGAGUCAGGAGCUACAGCAGCCGGAGCCAGAGCCAGAGCAAGAGCAAGGCCUCCUCCCAGUCGCACUCCUUAUACACAGAGCAAUCUCAGUCCCAGCUGCAGUCGGAACAGUACAGCAGCAAGAUCUCCCGGGAUUAUGCCAACCAGAAGAUCAUCUCGUCAAUUGAUCUGCUCGAAAGUGAGAAGAAAGAGCCAGUAUUCUCGGUGCCCAUCGAAGUGGUGGAGAUCGUAACGCCCACGCUAUCCGUCUCCGCCAGCGGGGGCAGUGUCUCGAAAAUGUUCACGUCCUCCUCGCAGCAGCAGGCUAGCAGCUCCAGCUCAUACUUCCAAGCCACAACCAGUUCCAGCCGGAGCGCCAACGAAAUGCUGAUUGCGAGCGAGAGCGCCGAUACGGCUACCGGUAUGACAUCAUCCGGGCCGAGGAAACAGGUUGGCUUCGAUACGGACACCAAGACAGUGACAAACACGAGCAGCACUAGCAACAUCAGCAGCAGUAAGAGCACAAACACAAAUACUAAUAUCAACGCAAACACAAACAUCAACAUCAGCAGCAGCAAUGUGAGCGAAUCUCAGAGCGUGCCAAAGCUGCCAGCGAGCGGAACAGCUGAUCCCACAGCUCCCACAUCGGUGACGUUGCAAGGCUACCCCGAACCGGUUGCCGCGUCGUCUGGCGCGACCACAACAAAGGCGACGUCAUCGACGAGACGCAACGAUAAACUGGAAGUGGCCAGCGCAGACACAGCUGUUGAUAGAGCUACGUCAUCGUCAUCGUCAGUGGUCGACAAAAAGUCCAGCAAAGAGGUCAGUGAGAGUACCGUCCUCAAAAGCUCGAGCAGCAGCAAACAAUCGAAGAGCUCGUCCAAGAAGGAGGUAUACGAUGUGAAGACCAAGACCUGGACAGAGUACAGCGAUGGCAGCUCCCAAGGACCCAGCAAGUCACGGCCGACCUUCGAGCGGUAUGUGAGCAAGGAAACCGACGGCACCUCGAAAGUGACUUACAAGAAGAAGAUAUACGACAGACGCAACAAUCGGUGGCGCGUGGUGGACGAACGGACGGUGGACAGUACCGCUGACACCGGCUAUCCCGAAAUAGUCGAUGAUGUCAUUAAUACAACAAGAACCACUUACACCACCAAGGUGUACGACACGAAGCUCGGCAAGUGGACUGUUGUGGACGAGAAGUCGUUCACUGAUACGAAAGCUUUCGUGCCCAAUGACAUUGCUCGUGAAAUCGAGAAAGAUAAUACCGAUGUUGCAAACAUAACGACUACAACGGAGGUAACGAAGAUUUUCGAUGCAAGCAUCAACGAUUGGCGAGUUUUGGACGAGAAGGUGCACACAGAUGUCAUUGAGAAGAUCGUAGAGGCUCCCAAAAAGACCAUAUACGUGGAUGAAUUUGUGGAGAUUGAGAAGAACACGUCAAUUUCGGAGAACAAUGAGAACAUAACCCUGAACUUAAAAGAGACAUCGAAACACAAAAAUAUUACCGAAAAUAUUUAUGAUGAAAUCGAUUAUGUACGCACUGAUAAGCAACGCCUAGACGACUCAAGAACCCGUGGAGUUGCAAGAAACAAGUCAACAACGCAUAGUGAAAGAUGCAUCUGUGAAAUCUGCACAUGCGGGCGACAUCAUUGCUCAAGCAGUACAACGAAAUCCUCAGAAAAAACGAUUAUUCAAACCGAUGAUAACGUCGACGAAGCAUAUACUAGGAUACGUACUAAUACAUGGUCGAAAGAAGACAGUAAAAACAUUCCCAAGCAAAACGAAGACAUUCUAGUGGACUACAUAGUCAUAAAAAAACCGGAAGACAAUUUAAGACCAGAAGGAGACUUUAUAGUUCCACCGAAAGAGCCAUAUAAGCCGGGAGAAAAACGAGAGAAAAUUGUGCAUACCGAUAACCUUCGUACAGAAGGAGAAAUGACCUUCGUAGAGAGGGAGGAAUAUCAAUACGCUGUCCGCCCGGGAUAUGUCAAGCCCACAGAUAACCUUAAGCCCGAGGGCGAGUUUUAUAGUCCAGAAAAACAAAAAUAUCAACCGGGAGAUCGACCAACUCAGGUUCGACACCAAGACAACCUUAAGACAGAAGGCGAGUUUUACACUCCCGAGAAACCGGGAUACACUCCAGCCGAUCGCCUACAGCAAAAGAAACCCGUGGAUAACCUUAAACCGGAGGGAGACUUUUCUUCUCCUGAAAAACCCAUAUACAGACCUGCUGAGAAACCUGAAAAAAUAAUACGCAAUGAUAAUUUGCGGACUGAAGGCGAAAUGACAUUUGUGGAAAGAGAGGAAUAUCAAUAUGUUAAAAGACCGGAACAAGUUAAGCCUACAGAUAACUUACGACCGGAGGGUGAAUUUUUCAGUCCUGAAAAACCACAAUAUGCUCCAGGUGAACGUCCAUCUCAAGUACGUCCUGUUGACAAUCUAAAGCCAGAAGGUGAUUUCUACGCUCCUGAACAACCAGGGUUUCGACCAGCGGAGAGGCCAGUUCAAACCAAACCAAAGGACAAUCUUAAACCAGAAGGGGAAUUCGUAAAGCCUGAGAAACAAGUUUAUAAACCUGCCGAUAGAACUGAAAAAAUUAUUCGGACAGAUAAUCUUCGCACGGAAGGCGAAAUGACAUUUGUUGAGAGGGAGGAAUAUCAGUAUGUGGUGCGUCCUGAGCAAGUAAAACCAUCUGACAAUCUAAAACAGGAAGGAGAAUUCUACAGUCCUGAGAAGCCGAAGUACAAGCCAGGUGAAAGACCUUCUCAAGUCAGGCCAGAGGACAAUCUUAGACCAGAGGGAGAGUUCUACACACCGGAUAAGCCAGGAUUCAGGCCUGCUGAACGACCUGUGCAGAAGAAGCCGGAGGACAAUCUUAAGCCUGAGGGAGAUUUCUACAGCCCUGAGAAACCGAAGUACAAGCCAGGUGAAAGACCUACUCAGGUCAGGCCAGAGGACAAUCUUAGACCAGAAGGUGAGUUCUACACACCGGAGAAGCCAGGAUUCAGGCCUGCUGAGCGACCGGUGCAGAAGAAGCCGGAGGACAAUCUUAAACCCGAAGGCGAGUUUGUCAAGCCGGAGAAGCAAGUUUACAAACCUGCUGAGAAAACUGAAAGAAUUAUUCGAAAGGAUAAUCUUCGCUCGGAAGGCGAGAUGACGUUUGUUGAAAGGGAAGAAUAUCAAUACGUCGUUCGACCUGACCAAGUAAAACCAUCUGACAAUCUUAAGCCUGAGGGAGAUUUCUACAGCCCUGAGAAACCGAAGUACAAGCCAGGUGAAAGACCUACUCAGGUCAGGCCAGAGGACAAUCUUAGACCAGAAGGUGAGUUCUACACACCGGAGAAGCCAGGAUUUAGGCCUGCUGAGCGACCUGUACAGAAGAAGCCGGAGGACAAUCUUAAGCCCGAGGGAGAGUUCUACAGCCCUGAAAAACCGAAGUACAAGCCAGGUGAAAGACCUAGUCAGGUCAGGCCAGAGGACAAUCUUAGACCAGAAGGUGAGUUCUACACACCGGAGAAGCCAGGAUUCAGGCCUGCUGAGCGACCGGUGCAGAAGAUGCCGGAGGACAAUCUUAAACCCGAAGGCGAGUUUGUCAAGCCGGAGAAGCAAGUUUACAAACCUGCUGAGAAAACUGAAAGAAUUAUUCGAAAGGAUAAUCUUCGCUCGGAAGGCGAGAUGACGUUUGUUGAAAGGGAAGAAUAUCAAUACGUCGUUCGACCUGACCAAGUAAAACCAUCUGACAAUCUUAAGCCCGAGGGAGAUUUUUACAGUCCAGAGAAACCGAAGUACAAGCCAGGUGAAAGACCUUCUCAAGUCAGGCCAGAGGACAAUCUUAGACCAGAGGGAGAGUUCUACACACCGGAGAAGCCAGGAUUCAGGCCUGCUGAGCGACCUGUGCAGAAGAAGCCGGAGGACAAUCUUAAGCCCGAGGGAGAUUUUUACAGCCCUGAGAAACCGAAGUACAAGCCAGGUGAAAGACCUACUCAGGUCAGGCCAGAAGACAAUCUUAGACCAGAAGGUGAGUUCUACACACCGGAGAAGCCAGGAUUCAGGCCUGCUGAGCGACCUGUGCAGAAAAAACCGGAGGACAAUCUUAAGCCCGAGGGAGAUUUUUACAGCCCUGAGAAGCCGACGUACAGGCCAGGUGAAAGACCGUCUCAAGUCCGGCCAGAAGACAAUCUCAGACCAGAGGGUGAGUUCUACACACCGGAGAAGCCAGGAUUUAAGCCCGCUGAGAGACCCGUGCAGAAGAAGCCCCAGGACAAUCUUAAACCCGAAGGAGAGUUUGUCAAGCCGGAGAAGCAAGUUUACAAACCUGCUGAGAAAACUGAAAGAAUUAUUCGAAAGGAUAAUCUUCGCUCGGAAGGCGAGAUGACGUUUGUUGAAAGGGAAGAAUAUCAAUAUGUCGUUCGACCUGACCAAGUAAAACCAUCUGACAAUCUAAAACCGGAAGGAGAAUUCUACAGUCCUGAGAAGCCGAAGUACAAGCCAGGUGAAAGACCUUCUCAAGUCAGGCCAGAGGACAAUCUUAGACCAGAGGGAGAGUUCUACACACCGGAGAAGCCAGGAUUCAGGCCUGCUGAGCGACCUGUGCAGAAGAAGCCGGAGGACAAUCUUAAGCCCGAGGGAGAUUUCUACAGCCCUGAGAAACCGAAGUACAAGCCAGGUGAAAGACCUACUCAGGUCAGGCCAGAGGACAAUCUUAGACCAGAAGGUGAGUUCUACACACCGGAGAAGCCAGGAUUCAGGCCUGCUGAGCGACCGGUGCAGAAGAAGCCGGAGGACAAUCUUAAACCCGAAGGCGAGUUUGUCAAGCCGGAGAAGCAAGUUUACAAACCUGCUGAGAAAACUGAAAGAAUUAUUCGAAAAGAUAAUCUUCGCUCGGAAGGCGAGAUGACGUUUGUUGAAAGGGAAGAAUAUCAAUAUGUCGUUCGACCUGACCAAGUAAAACCAUCUGACAAUCUAAAACCGGAAGGAGAAUUCUACAGUCCUGAGAAGCCGAAGUACAAGCCAGGUGAAAGACCUUCUCAAGUCAGGCCAGAGGACAAUCUUAGACCAGAGGGAGAGUUCUACACACCGGAGAAGCCAGGAUUCAGGCCUGCUGAGCGACCUGUGCAGAAGAAGCCGGUGGACAAUCUUAAGCCCGAGGGAGAUUUCUACAGCCCUGACAAGCCGACGUACAAGCCAGGUGAAAGACCGUCUCAAGUCCGGCCAGAAGACAAUCUCAGACCAGAGGGUGAGUUCUACACACCGGAGAAGCCAGGAUUUAAGCCCGCUGAGAGACCCGUGCAGAAGAAGCCCCAGGACAAUCUUAAACCCGAAGGCGAGUUUGUCAAGCCGGAGAAGCAAGUUUACAAACCUGCUGAGAAAACUGAAAGAAUUAUUCGAAAGGAUAAUCUUCGCUCGGAAGGCGAGAUGACGUUUGUUGAAAGGGAAGAAUAUCAAUAUGUCGUUCGACCUGACCAAGUAAAACCAUCUGACAAUCUAAAACCGGAAGGAGAAUUCUACAGUCCUGAGAAACCGAAGUACAAGCCAGGUGAAAGACCUUCUCAAGUCAGGCCAGAGGACAAUCUUAGACCAGAGGGAGAGUUCUACACACCGGAGAAGCCAGGAUUCAGGCCUGCUGAGCGACCUGUGCAGAAGAAGCCGGAGGACAAUCUUAAGCCCGAGGGAGAUUUCUACAGCCCUGAGAAACCGAAGUACAAGCCAGGUGAAAGACCUACUCAGGUCAGGCCAGAGGACAAUCUUAGACCAGAAGGUGAGUUCUACACACCGGAGAAGCCAGGAUUCAGGCCUGCUGAGCGACCGGUGCAGAAGAAGCCGGAGGACAAUCUUAAACCCGAAGGCGAGUUUGUCAAGCCGGAGAAGCAAGUUUACAAACCUGCUGAGAAAACUGAAAGAAUUAUUCGAAAGGAUAAUCUUCGCUCGGAAGGCGAGAUGACGUUUGUUGAAAGGGAAGAAUAUCAAUAUGUCGUUCGACCUGACCAAGUAAAACCAUCUGACAAUCUAAAACCGGAAGGAGAAUUCUACAGUCCUGAGAAGCCGAAGUACAAGCCAGGUGAAAGACCUUCUCAAGUCAGGCCAGAGGACAAUCUUAGACCAGAGGGAGAGUUCUACACACCGGAGAAGCCAGGAUUCAGGCCUGCUGAGCGACCUGUGCAGAAGAAGCCGGUGGACAAUCUUAAGCCCGAGGGAGAUUUCUACAGCCCUGACAAGCCGACGUACAAGCCAGGUGAAAGACCGUCUCAAGUCCGGCCAGAAGACAAUCUCAGACCAGAGGGUGAGUUCUACACACCGGAGAAGCCAGGAUUUAAGCCCGCUGAGAGACCCGUGCAGAAGAAGCCCCAGGACAAUCUUAAACCCGAAGGCGAGUUUGUCAAGCCGGAGAAGCAAGUUUACAAACCUGCUGAGAAAACUGAAAGAAUUAUUCGAAAGGAUAAUCUUCGCUCGGAAGGCGAGAUGACGUUUGUUGAAAGGGAAGAAUAUCAAUAUGUCGUUCGACCUGACCAAGUAAAACCAUCUGACAAUCUAAAACCGGAAGGAGAAUUCUACAGUCCUGAGAAACCGAAGUACAAGCCAGGUGAAAGACCUUCUCAAGUCAGGCCAGAGGACAAUCUUAGACCAGAGGGAGAGUUCUACACACCGGAGAAGCCAGGAUUCAGGCCUGCUGAGCGACCUGUGCAGAAGAAGCCGGAGGACAAUCUUAAGCCCGAGGGAGAUUUCUACAGCCCUGAGAAACCGAAGUACAAGCCAGGUGAAAGACCUACUCAGGUCAGGCCAGAGGACAAUCUUAGACCAGAAGGUGAGUUCUACACACCGGAGAAGCCAGGAUUCAGGCCUGCUGAGCGACCGGUGCAGAAGAAGCCGGAGGACAAUCUUAAACCCGAAGGCGAGUUUGUCAAGCCGGAGAAGCAAGUUUACAAACCUGCUGAGAAAACUGAAAGAAUUAUUCGAAAGGAUAAUCUUCGCUCGGAAGGCGAGAUGACGUUUGUUGAAAGGGAAGAAUAUCAAUAUGUCGUUCGACCUGACCAAGUAAAACCAUCUGACAAUCUAAAACCGGAAGGAGAAUUCUACAGUCCUGAGAAACCGAAGUACAAGCCAGGUGAAAGACCUUCUCAAGUCAGGCCAGAGGACAAUCUUAGACCAGAGGGAGAGUUCUACACACCGGAGAAGCCAGGAUUCAGGCCUGCUGAGCGACCUGUGCAGAAGAAGCCGGAGGACAAUCUUAAGCCCGAGGGAGAUUUCUACAGCCCUGAGAAACCGAAGUACAAGCCAGGUGAAAGACCUACUCAGGUCAGGCCAGAAGACAAUCUUAGACCAGAAGGUGAGUUCUACACACCGGAGAAGCCAGGAUUCAGGGCUGCUGAACGACCUGUGCAGAAGAAGCCGGAGGACAAUCUUAAGCCUGAGGGAGAUUUCUAUAGCCCUGAGAAACCGAAGUACAAGCCAGGUGAAAGACCUACUCAGGUCAGGCCAGAGGACAAUCUUAGACCAGAAGGUGAGUUCUACACACUGGAGAAGCCAGAAUUCAGGCCUGCUGAGCGACCGGUGCAGAAGAAGCCGGAGGACAAUCUUAAACCCGAAGGCGAGUUUGUCAAGCCGGAGAAGCAAGUUUACAAACCUGCUGAGAAAACUGAAAGAAUUAUUCGAAAGGAUAAUCUUCGCUCGGAAGGCGAGAUGACGUUUGUUGAAAGGGAAGAAUAUCAAUAUGUCGUUCGACCUGACCAAGUAAAACCAUCUGACAAUCUAAAACCGGAAGGAGAAUUCUACAGUCCUGAGAAGCCGAAGUACAAGCCAGGUGAAAGACCUUCUCAAGUCAGGCCAGAGGACAAUCUUAGACCAGAGGGAGAGUUCUACACACCGGAGAAGCCAGGAUUCAGGCCUGCUGAGCGACCUGUGCAGAAGAAGCCGGAGGACAAUCUUAAGCCCGAGGGAGAUUUUUACAGCCCUGAGAAACCGAAGUACAAGCCAGGUGAAAGACCUACUCAGGUCAGGCCAGAGGACAAUCUUAGACCAGAAGGUGAGUUCUACACACCGGAGAAGCCAGGAUUUAGGCCUGCUGAGCGACCUGUACAGAAGAAGCCGGAGGACAAUCUUAAGCCCGAGGGAGAGUUCUACAGCCCUGAAAAACCGAAGUACAAGCCAGGUGAAAGACCUAGUCAGGUCAGGCCAGAGGACAAUCUUAGACCAGAAGGUGAGUUCUACACACCGGAGAAGCCAGGAUUCAGGCCUGCUGAGCGACCGGUGCAGAAGAAGCCGGAGGACAAUCUUAAACCCGAAGGCGAGUUUGUCAAGCCGGAGAAGCAAGUUUACAAACCUGCUGAGAAAACUGAAAGAAUUAUUCGAAAGGAUAAUCUUCGCUCGGAAGGCGAGAUGACGUUUGUUGAAAGGGAAGAAUAUCAAUAUGUCGUUCGACCUGACCAAGUAAAACCAUCUGACAAUCUAAAACCGGAAGGAGAAUUCUACAGUCCUGAGAAACCGAAGUACAAGCCAGGUGAAAGACCUUCUCAAGUCAGGCCAGAGGACAAUCUCAGACCAGAGGGUGACUUUUACACACCGGAGAAGCCAGGAUUCAGGCCUGCUGAGCGAGCGGUGCAAAAAAAACCAGAUGAUAACUUAAAGCAGGAAGGAGACUUUUACAGUCCUGAAAGGGAACCAUAUAGGCCUGGGGAACGUCCAUCCCAAAUUCGACCUGAGGAUAACUUGAGACCAGAAGGAAAUUUCUAUGCUCCAGAAAAGCCAGGAUAUAAGGCAGGAGAACGACCGGUACCGAAAAAACCCGUUGAUAAUCUGAGGCCCGAAGGAGAGUUUGUUAAGCCAGAAAAACAGGUUUAUAAACCUGCGGAAAAAUCUGAGAAAAUUAUUCAAAAGGACAACUUACGUACGGAAGGCGAAAUGACCUUUGUGAAGAAAACAGAGUAUCAGUAUAUUAUUCGACCUGAGCAAGUAAAACCAACUGACAACCUGAAACCUGAAGGCGAGUUCUACAGUCCCGAAAAAUCUAAGUUCCAACCAGCUGAGCGAGUUACCGUUGUGAGGCAAAAGGAUAACUUAAAAGUGGAAGGAGAGUUCUAUGUCCAAGAAAAAGAGGACUUUAAGCCUGCUGAAAGACCUAAACAGAAGAAACCUCAUGACAAUUUAAAACCAGAGGGUGAGAUUAUUAUCCCAGAAAAGGUAGAGUAUAAGCCUGCCGAUAAAGUGACAAGAGUUGUUCAUAAGGACAAUCUUCGCAGUGAAGGAGAUAUGACUUUUACUGAAAAAACUGAGUACCAGCGUGUUGUAAGGCCUACUCCAGUAAAACCAGAAGAUAACUUGAAAAGUACUGGUAAGCUUUACGUACCUGAAAAACCAACUAUUACAAAUGGUGAACGACCAGAACCGGUUCGGCCUAAAGAUAAUCUGAAACCUGAAGGCGUAAUGUACACUCCCAAGAAACCGCAAUAUGAACCUGCUUCCCGCCCGGAGCAGAAGAAAUAUGCCGAUAACUUGAAACCAGAGGGUAAAAUGCACAUCCCAGAGAAAGAAGGGUACCGGCCCGCAGAUAAAGUAAAGACGGUUAUUAGAAAAGACAAUUUAAGAACCGAGGGUGAAAUGACUUUCACCCAAAAGGAGGAAUAUCAUCAUGUAAAAAGACCAGAGCAAGUAAAACCAAACGAUAACUUAAAAGUUGAAGGCGAAUUUUACACACCCAAUAAGACUGCCUUUAGGCCCGCUGAACGACCCACCCAAAAGAAACCAAGGGACAACCUUAAACCAGAGGGUGAAUUCUAUAAAAGGACCGACCGAACCGAGACCGAUAGCGCGACAGUUACAGAAUCCAUUAGAAGAGAAACGCCUAAGCGACCUGUUGACAAUUUGAAGUUAGAAGGUUCGAUGACAGUAACCAGAAGGGAUGAUUAUAAAACCACGGCCAAUAACACCAUUGAUAGAACUCAACGUACCCAAAAAAUCAACCACAACAGUUCAUCUAUUACAUUAGGAAGUGAUACUACAAUCCGCAAAACAACAAAUCAAAUGAACUAUGUAUCCGGAAAGGACGCCGUCAAACAAGUCGAUUCCAACAGCCAAAACCCAGUGGACGGUCUUAUUGUUGUAUCUACAACAAAAGUUACUACUGUGGUAGGAGGGCGUCACAAGAAAGAACCAGAAACUGAGUAUGUCAAGAGACCAGCAAAGAUAAACGUGAUAGAAAAUGUUGCCAAGAAUACUACAACGACAAACAUCGAGAAUACUCAAAACAUUCACAAAGAAACUACGUCCAUGCAAAGAAACCAUAACUUAGUCCAUAACGCAGCUUUGACUUCCGAAAAUAUUGCUUCUGAAACAAAUCGUAGACAUAUAACCGAUAAUAUUACCGGAAGAAAUGUGACUAGCAGCGUAUCGGAGAAUUCGACUUCCCUAGAAGUGUCGGGAAGAAAUGUAUCUAGCAACAUCAUUGGCGAAUCAAGCACCCGUAUGGUUUCUGGAAGAAAUGUUUCUAAUAACAUCAUUGGUGAUACCACAAGCAGAGUGCUGUCUGGUAGUACUGCGAAACAAAACAUCAGUGACGAUUCCCCAACAAGAGUGGUAUCAGGAGGUCGAAUUUCCAGCAAUAACAUUGUAGGAAACCCAUCCUCGCAAAUGACCACUUCGAAGCACUUCCAUCACCGAAAAAGUGAGUUCUCAUCGGAAGCCGAUGUUUCGAAUACUGUCUUUCAUCGCAAAAACAUAACCAGCGAUUCCAAUGCAGCCAAUGGCAGCCUCACAUCUAAUGGAAAGAUGCAGCGGAAGAGCAUACUAAAUCUGCACGAACCAUCCUACAGCACCACCACCCAUGGCGGGGAACGUCAAAGUUACAGCAGCAUCCAUCGCCAGAAUCGAGACUCUGAUGCGAAUUCCACUUUCACGAGCGAACGUAGAACCUGCAACGUGCAUAAAGAGAACAGGGAGCACAACGUUAAGAACUCAUCCUCAACCUCAAUGUCUCGCAUAAUUUCUGGUGGGGCCACCGGAACUGAACUGAACAGAUCGAAUGUCGAACGGUCGACGGUGACACGCACCCAAGUUUUGAGGGGUGGCAUCGAUUUUCCCUCCCAAUCUCACUCACACUCCGGAAGCCAUGCGACCCGUCAUCGAGCAAGUCAGCAUGUGUCUAGCUUGGGCGGUGGCAUCGAUUUCCCCUCCUACAGUGCUCCUGCUCACGGGCACACCGAGCGUGUGGUUACCCGCCGUGGAAAUCAGUCCUCAAUUAGCCUGGGCAACGACAAGUUUACCGGCUCCAGUUUGUACAAGAGCGAAUACAUUACUGCCCCAAAAACGACGUGUGCUGUGCAUAAGAUUAAACAAGGUGCAUUCCAACAUACCAGGAGUACUCAAGAACACAAGUUCUUCAAGACCUCAAACUAACAAAGUCACCCCACGAGUAUAUAUAUAUAUCUUUUGAUUUACUAAUAAACAUAUCCCAUAUAAAUAAUAUUCUAAGCUUCCAUGACAAUAUACGUUUUAUACAAUAUACAAACCAAUCCGAAAUAAAAACUAACAAUAAAUACAAUCUUUUGACACAAAGAAGAA